AUGGCUAUGAAGAAAUCCACCAAGAAGUUCCAGCAACGGAAACUGGGAGAUGUGCUCGAGAGACGUAAAGAGUUCGCCAAAAUCAAGCAGCGACAUCAAGUGAACGACAAGAGAAAAGCACGAAAUGCUGAACGACGCGAGAAAGCGGAAGCCGAGAAGGUGGUCGACCCCGAGGAACAAGCCAAGGAACAAGCCUUUGCGGAAAUGAACGUCGACGAUUUCUUCGCUGGAGCAUUUGACAUUGCGGACCCCAAGAAUGAUAAAGGAACAAAGGCACAAAAGAAGAACGUGACCCCUAAGAUCGGCAAACGGAAGCGUGUGGACGAGAGUGCCAAAGAUGACGAGGAGGAAGCUGCGUCCGAUUCAGACGAACAGUCAGAUGCCAGCAGCGUCGGAGAUUUCGAAGAUCACAAAGGACAGUUAGAGUCGCUGAAAGAGAAAGACCCAGAGUUUUACAAAUACCUCAAAGAAAACGAUGCCGAACUUUUGGACUUCGAAGACCACGGCGACCUGGCUGAAGUCGAUGAACUGAGCGAGACGGAAGAAGGGCCAGCCAAGAAAAAGAAGAAAUCGAAGGGUUUGGAAUCUGAAGCUAUGAAGGACAACAUCGUCACCAUAUCCGAGGUCAAAAAGUGGCAAAAAUCUUUGCAAGAGCAAAACUCCAUGAGAGCUCUCCGACAAGUCGUACUUGCUUUCCGAUCAGCAGCAUACGUGAAUGACGCCGACAACCAGGAUACUAAAUACACCAUUUCGGAUCCGGAUGUCUACCACCAAGUACUUAUCACAGCAUUGGAAAUGGUACCCAAGGUACUGGCCCACCAUUUGCCAGUAAAAGAAACCGCAGGGGGCAGAAUCAAACUGGCGGCAGAAUCGCAAAAGUUCAAGACACUUAGUCCACUCAUCAAAUCACACACGUCAUCUGUUCAUCAACUACUCACGAAUCUAUCGGAUGCGUCUACUCUUAAGUUGACGCUCGCAUCUAUUGAGCCCAUGUUGCCAUAUCUUCUGCAGUUCCGCAAAGUGCUGAAGGUUAUUGUGAAAAUGGUGGUUAGCAUCUGGUCUGACAACACCAACUCUGAGGCUGUUCGCGUUACUGGUUUCUUGAUCAUGCGUCGCCUGAUGAAGAUCGGGGAUGCGGGAAUCAGGGAGGCUGUUCUCAAAGCGACAUAUGAAGGUGUUGUCAAAGGCAGCCGCAAUACAAAUGUCCAUACCCUUGCUGGUGUCAACCUGACCAAGAAUUCAGCAGCAGAGAUCUGGGGCAUUGAUCAAAAUGUCUCUUAUACUACAGGAUUCAGCUUCAUCCGCCAACUGGCCAUUCACCUCCGGGGCAGUAUCACGAAUAAGACCAAAGACUCUUACAAAACGAUCUACAACUGGCAAUACGUGCACUCGCUUGAUUUCUGGUCCCGUGUGCUCUCUCAGCACUGCAAUGCUUUAGUCGAGGCAGAGGCAGGGAAACAAUCUGCUUUGCGACCUUUGAUCUAUCCCGUUGUACAAAUUACCCUGGGUGCUAUGCGCCUUAUCCCCACCCCUCAAUACUUUCCUCUACGCUUCCAGCUCGCUCGUGCUCUGCUACGAAUUUCCCGUGCUACAGGUACUUAUAUUCCUUUGGCCCCAGCUCUUAUGGAAGUACUCAACUCGACCGAAAUGAGGAAAUCUCCUAAGUCAAGUACAUUACGACCAUUGGAAUUCAAUACAUCUAUCCGGGCAGCCAAGUCCUACCUCCGCACCCGCGUCUACCAAGACGGUGUAGGUGGACAGGUUGUCGAGCUGUUGUCGGAAUUCUUUGUUCUUUGGACUAAACACAUUGCUUUCCCCGAGCUCGCACUGCCAGUUGUUGUCAUGUUGAAACGGUGGCUUAAGGAGGCAGGAUCGCGCACAGGCGGCAACAAGAAUUCCAAGAUCAACCAUUUGGUUCUACUCCUUGUGCAAAAGGUCGAACUCAAUGCCCGUUGGAUUGAAGAGCGUCGGGCCAAAGUCAACUUUGCUCCGAAGGAUAGAGCGAAUGUGGAAAACUUCCUCAAGGAGACCGAGUGGGAGACCACUCCUUUGGGCGCAUUUGUUAAGACUCAACGUAAACUACGUGAGGAGAAGGCAGCCAUUCUCGAACAAGGUAGACAAGAUGAAGAAAAACAGCGACAAAGAGAACGUGAUAACGCCGACGAAGAUGUCCUCUCAGAAAUCGAAAGUGAAGACGACAGUGACUUGAUUGAAGACGAGGAUGACGAGGAGUGA
Messenger RNA from Talaromyces amestolkiae, 2235 nucleotides. RefSeq lists its product as uncharacterized. The transcript has a single exon. Gene Ontology annotation, cellular component: nucleoplasm; Noc1p-Noc2p complex; Noc2p-Noc3p complex. The record is from RefSeq and is a predicted model, not a curated record. Gene Ontology annotation, biological process: ribosomal large subunit biogenesis. The coding region runs from base 1 to 2235 and encodes 744 amino acids. Lineage: Eukaryota; Fungi; Ascomycota; Eurotiomycetes; Eurotiales; Trichocomaceae.